UAGGCAGUCAGUAUUAAAAUUUAAAAAUCAGUUAAGUAUUUGAUAAUUACGAAAAUUCUAAUGGAAUAAAAUAUUGAGUAGAUCGUGUGUGAGAUUAUUAUUACCAAAAAAUGUCUUUUCAAAGUAAAACCAUAUCAAGUCAAAGAAGCACUCAAUCUAAAUCUAUGAAAACAUUUGUUGAGGAUGCUGAUGCAGAAGAAAUUUGCCAAAUGCUUCUUGAAAUAUUAAAUACCAGUGAAGGCAUAAAGAUGCUGGAUAAUUUGUUGCAAGCUUUCAUUUUAACUUCAGAGAUACAUCACGACAAGAGAAUAAAAUUAGUAAAAUCAGUAUUUGAUGCUCUAAAAAAGCCAAAAGUUACAACCAAACAUGUAGAUGAAAUUGUAAAUAGAAUAGUGAUUGAUUUUCACGCAUUCAGUAGAGGUCACCUGACCAAACUUGUUGAUUAUUGUCUCGACAGAAUUAGGACUAAUGAUGAUGACCAUAUGAGUUGGAAAGAUGUGCUGCCCGUACUACUUGAAAAGUUAGAGGAUGAAAAAUCAAUAAAUUAUAGAGGAACUGAUGUUUCUGGUCAAGAUUAUAAAAUUACUAUAUUGCGUUCGAUUUGUGACAUAGAUUGGGAUACUAAAAUUCUUACAUCAUUAGCCAAAAUGUUUGUAGAAAUACUUACUGAUGUAAAGGAUAAACUAAUUAGUGUGACAAUAAUGAAAGCUUUAACAAAUAAACUUAUAGAUAUUGAACUCAAUGAAUUGCCACCUCUGACUCAUCAAUUGCUAAAACUAGGACCAGAUCACAACAGUAUUUUACUAUUUUCCACAUUGUCCAGAUUCUUUGCUCAUAAUUAUGCAAGUCUAUCAGAAGAUAACAAUAGUGAAGAAAUAACAGAGAAUAUCAUAUCUAGUAAAAUCACUUUAAAAGAGUUGCAAAAUGUAGAAAGUACGGUAUUGUAUCAUAUAUAUCAGUCAGUGCUUGACAACGAGAAAGGUGCCAAGGAGUAUAUGAAAUGUUUGAAAUUAAUAGUCAAUGCUCCAGAAUACGUUAUGAAACCUUUUGUGAUGUCAGUACUGUUAUUAUUAUCUGAUUUGUAUGAAGAACAAGCAUUUUCAAUUCUGAAAUCAGCUGUAGUGAGACAAAUUCAAGAUGAGGAGUAUAAAAAUAAUAGUGCUUGGUUGAGAAAAGUCUUACAAGUUGAAUUAGGUACAUUUCAAGUGAUAAGUCAAGUUAUUGAUAACAGUAACAAAAAUCGUGAGUUGGUUUUGAAAGGUAUGGUAAAUUUUGCUUUUGCCCUAUUGGGUAUUGAUAAGAAAGCAGGCAGUGACAGUCACCUUCCAUGGGAUUAUGGCAGCAAAAUUAUACAAAAGAUUGCAAAAAAAAGAAGUGACGCAACUGCGACAAUACUCGAGAUUUUAGUUAGUAAAAUCGUUCGAUCCGGAUCUGUUACUCAGUACACUGAUUGUCUAUCAUACUUGUGUCGGCGAUUAACAAUGACAGUUUUAGAGCACCAAGUUUGGAUAACAACAUUAUUGGAGCACAUUUUGGACAUACGAGCUAAUGUAGCUGCGGAAAUUUUGAGAGCAAUACUUCCACUUAUGCGAAUUUUCGGUUCUAUUCGUGACAACCUCAUCAUGAUUUUGCGAAAAGCUUUGUAUCGACAAGGAGUGCAAACGAGGAAAAUGGCUGUACUCGGUUUUCUUCAGUUAUUAAAGAAUCUUAAACUUAAAACAUUCAAUGCUCUUAGUCAACCGGAAUCGUUGUCUUUGUCAAACGUUGCAUCUUCGUCGUCUCUGUUUACUCAAGUAACAUUAGAAAGAUCAUCACAACGAGUAUCUUCAAAUCCGUGGCAUAAUACCAAUCUGUGUCGCGAAAUCUUGUCAAUACUUCAAAGGUGCUUCUCUCAUGAAACUGAAGUGCGAUCUCAUUUGUAUCGAGAACUCUACUACAGCAUACUCAAGAAUACCGAACUAACGGAAUACGCCGUGGAAAUGUUACUCGAGCAUUUCUACGUUUUUUAUGAAAAAGAUGAGCAGGUCUUACCACCUUUAAAUUUCGAUAAAUGUGGUGCGAUUCAAGGUGUUGAUAUCGUUAUGCAAGAACCUUUGGCUGAUCUGAUUUUUGUUCUACAGAAGAUCUAUUUGAAAGUUGCAUUAAAGGAUUCUGCGACGAUUGAAAAACUCUCAGUACUUCUCGAAUCGCUUUGCGACAGGAUGAUUCAAACAGACAUUGAACAUUUGGGCCUUGGCGAUGAAAUAGAUCUAUCCGACAACACUCCCAAAUCUCAACAGAAAAUACUCAACAUUAAACUAACGAUAUCAAUUUUUGAAUCACUGAUGGCUUUCAGAAUUAUGUCGUGGUCGCAGUAUAGCGGGAAUAUCGGGCAAAGUAUAAUUUCAUUGUACAAAGGUUACAUGCGCUUUGUAGAAUACAUAAAGCGAGUUGGUAAAAAGAAAGGUGGGAAGGGUAAAAAAGAUAAAGACAAAGAUAAAGAUACCAAUGAUAUAACGCUUAAGAAAUCCGGACGACCGACUACAUUGAAAUUGCCUAAUACUGUGAUGGAUUUUGAUACUCUUUCGAAAAGCAUUGUUUUGCUGUAUGAUCCUUCAAAUCAGUGGGUCAGUGAAGAACAAACAGAUUGUUUGAGAGGACGGAUAGAGUUUCAUCAGUACAUUUUGCAGACGUGUUUACAACUUUUUCAUAAUGUCAAAGUCUUGAAAGAAAAUGAACUCAAAAAUUAUUUGGAGUUGAAUAAAAAAAACUUUUUUACUAUUGGAGAAACGCUCUACAACCGAAUCGUAUCAGAUUUGAAGACUGUAAACGCAUUUAAUCCGACAGUGGCAGGAUUAGGUGUAGAAUGUUUUAAAGAAUGUUGUGAAGUUAUGUGUACUCUUUACUCAACUGAACUUCCUGUUUUUCUUGAAUUAACAUGUGGUGCAAAAUCAUCGGACAGUCUUUCACUGAAGAUACAGUCAUUAAUCAUGCCAUUAAAGGAUAUUUUUAUAGAAAAUCUCACAAGAGAAGAAGAAGAACCUGAAGAAGUACCUGCUCAAACCAUUCCCGGACACUUAAUUGACAUUGUUUCUAAUCUUGUCAAGAAAAUUAUAUUCAAUGAAGUAAAACAUGAAGAUGUGUUUGAUUGGAUGAGUAAAGUUGCCGAAGAAUAUGAAAACCUUGACGUGCAAGUGUCUUCUAAAAUCAUACAACUGAUACUUCUGGUAGAAGAGCGUAGUUUAGAAUAUGGUGAAACUGUUCAAGAUGUCUGUCUUGAAUUCUGUGCUAUUUUAGGAAAAAUUGAUAAAACUGAAAUAACUACUACAAGAAAAUUCCAAAUUAUAAACGAAGAUAACGUUUACAUUGCAUACAUCGCUGUGAACAAAAUGCUUACUUUAAAGAUGCAAAACCUUAUUUGGAUUCUUGGAACGCUCAAUUCUGAACACAUAGCUAUGAACAGUAUUGAAAUAAACAGUGAAGCUAAUCGAAAGCAAAUAAAGGAUAAAGAGCAGAGCUUGUGCCGACAGUUUGGAUUUAUUUUAAGAGCUUUUGAAGUUUUGGCCAACGUGAAAAUAGAACCAGGCCAAGCAUCUGAUUCUACUUUUAAAAAUAUUCAGAAAGUUUACAACUUUGCUUGUUCGUUAACCAAAUAUUUCAAGAAAAAGUCAACACCAGAAAAUCCAUCUUUCCAGUCAGUCAAAUUUGUUUCAAUAAUUCACGGAGCAGGUAAUGCUUUGAAGCAUGCGGUUAUGAAUUUAAUAGUACACGUGGAGGCAAACCAAAGUGGUGGAAAAUCAAAUGACGCUCUUCUACAACGUAACAAGAUUCUCAAAGAAACUAUGGUUAUACCGGGAGUGGUACAAGCUAUCGAUAACUUCGAUAAAGAGAUCGUUUUGCUAUCAAAGAAAACUAACCUGGAUUUGAUAAAAUUCACGAAAUUUGAUGCAAUUAGAGAUUUCAGAAUAGAACACACACAAUUUUUAAAUAAUUUGGAAAAAAUGAACGUCAGUCUUAUGGUCACUCAAAACAAUCAUAUUAACGAAUCCAACGAAGAAUCAAACGAUGAAAGUGACAACAAUAGUGAGAGCGACGGAAGUCCGAAAGCUAAACGACAUUGUAAUUAAUCUACAUUAGAUAUUUACUUAUUUUGUUGGUAAUUAAGAUUUGAAUUUAAUUAUUAUUUAUUUUACUGGAAUAAGAUUAUUAUUUUCACAUGAAAAUGAAUAUAUAUAAUCUAGAAAUACAUUUACUCAAAAGUUGAUUUAAGAAAACUG
Molecule: messenger RNA, 4256 nt
Organism: Phymastichus coffea
Lineage: Eukaryota; Metazoa; Arthropoda; Insecta; Hymenoptera; Eulophidae
Gene: FANCI
Product: Fanconi anemia group I protein homolog
Exons: 20
Coding region: 111-4106 (1331 amino acids)
Biological process (GO): DNA repair
Molecular function (GO): DNA polymerase binding
Source: RefSeq, a predicted model, not a curated record